AUGUCUAAAGGCCGGAAAGAGGCAAGAGCUGCCUUCUUCGAGAUGAUGGAUGAAUGGUUUGGUGAUUACUUGAGAAACUGCCCCAAUAUACCACGACCUCCUCCACCCCCUGCUCGGCUUGAGGGAGAAGUGCCACAAGGUAUGGCACCUGUGAGAAUUGGUAAGGCCUCAAUGGAUAAAUUUAGGAAAUACGGGGCUGAAGAGUUUAGGGCUAGGGUUGAGGAUGAUGCGGAACGAGCUGAGUUUUGGCUUGAGAACACUGUGCGAGUUCUGGAUGAAUUGUCAUGUACACCCGAGGAAUGCUUGAAGUGUGCUAUAUCUCUUCUAAAAGAUACUGCAUACCACUGUCAAAGGUUUUUGGACUGGAAGCGAAAGGAGUUCCUGGAACUUAAACAAGGAAAUAAAACUGUGUUAGAGUAUGAAAGGGAUUUUGUAAGGUUAAGUCAGUAUGCAGCGGAUUGGGUCCAAUUAGAGACAGAAAUGUAUAAGCUCUUCGAGGAAGGUUUGAAUGAAGAAAUUAAAUUGUUGAUCGGGAUCCUUGAGAUACGAGAAUUUGCUGCAUUAGCUAAUUGGGCCAAGAAGGCUGAAGAGCUAAAUAAUUAA
Gossypium arboreum is the source of this 603-nucleotide messenger RNA. RefSeq lists its product as uncharacterized. The coding region runs from base 1 to 603 and encodes 200 amino acids. Lineage: Eukaryota; Viridiplantae; Streptophyta; Magnoliopsida; Malvales; Malvaceae. The transcript is spliced from 2 exons. The record is from RefSeq and is a predicted model, not a curated record.